AUGCCUGCCACCGAGCUUACGAAUAUAUCGGCAGUCGAAGAUGCGAUCGGUUCCAUCGAUCCUAACAAACCGGUGUACAUGCUCAACAUUUUAAAAUUUCACCCCGUCGCUGUUUACGACACUACUGCCCCCGCCGAUAUCCUCUCCCUACCCGCUUGUAGCGGUCGAGAUGCAUGGCAACAACGCUACGUGCCCGCCUUUUUCGCUCUCCCGACGAUGAACGGGACUCGUGUCCCGUUUUCAGGCAGAAUGGUUGGCAAGGUGCUAGGACUGGAGGACGAUGAUUGGGAUGAAGUGGCUAUUGUGCAAUACGAGAACAUUGGAGUCUUUAGAGACACAAUCGCGAGCCAAGAGUACAAGCGAUUCGUGGUGCCACACCGAGUUGCCGCCCUGGCUGAUGCGCGAUUGUUCGCUUUGGAGUUUUCAGGCUCUCUUUGA
Molecule: messenger RNA, 438 nt
Organism: Colletotrichum acutatum
Lineage: Eukaryota; Fungi; Ascomycota; Sordariomycetes; Glomerellales; Glomerellaceae
Exons: 1
Coding region: 1-438 (145 amino acids)
Source: RefSeq, a predicted model, not a curated record